Molecule: messenger RNA, 3009 nt
Organism: Chlorocebus sabaeus (green monkey)
Lineage: Eukaryota; Metazoa; Chordata; Mammalia; Primates; Cercopithecidae
Gene: C15H3orf80
Product: chromosome 15 C3orf80 homolog
Source: RefSeq, a predicted model, not a curated record
AAUUAAUCAAGAUCAAGGGGCUCCCGGGCUGAGAGCAGAGCGUUAACCCUUCUAGUCCCAGAGAGCGACAAGACGGGGGAGGAAAAACGCGGACGGCCGGGGCCAAGAUGCCCACGGCAGCCCCGCGCGCGCUGCCUCUGCCAUUUAGGGAGGCUCCGGACCCCUUGCACCCGGCCCGGGUGGUUGGGCGCGCGAGGUUAAGAUCAGAAGCUCGGGCAGCUGCUUGGGCCGCGAGUAGCAGCCGCCUCCCGCAGCCUAGGCGCGCCGCGGGCUCCUCCUCCCGCCCAAGCGUGGCCAAGUGAGGACUGCUCCGGCCGCAGGUAGCUGAGGCGCGGGAGGCGGCGCGCGCGGGACCAGAGAGGAGCGCCGGGGAGGGGCCGAAGGACGCGCGGGCGGACGGACUCCCCAGCCUCCCGUCCCGGACGUUAGCCGAGGUCUGCGCGGGCCAUGUGGGGACCUGGGGUCACGGCCGAGGGCCUGUCGGUGGCUCCAGCGCCGCCGCCUCUGCUGCCGCUGCUGCUACUGCUGGCGCUGGCGCUGGUGGCGCCCUCGCGGGGUGGCGGGGGCUGCGCGGAGCUGGCGUGCGGCGAGCGGGAGCGCUGCUGCGACGCGACCAACGCCACGGCGGUACGCUGCUGCAAGCUACCGCUGCACGCCUUCCUGGACAACGUGGGCUGGUUCGUUCGCAAGCUCUCCGGGCUGCUCAUCCUGCUGGUGCUCUUCGCCAUCGGCUAUUUCCUGCAGCGCAUCAUCUGCCCCAGUCCACGCAGGUACCCGCGAGGCCAGGCGCGCCCAGGACAGCGGCCCGGGCCUCCUGGGGGCGCCGGACCGCUGGGGGGCGCGGGGCCGCCCGACGACGACGACGACUCGCCCGCUCUGCUACGCGACGAGGCAGCAGCCGGCUCGCAAGACUCACUGCUGGACAGUGGCGGCGGCGGCCGAGGCCGGGGAGGCGGCGGGCGCUUGGACCCCUCCUGCGCCUCAGAGCACGAGCUGCGUGUAGUGUCGCCGGUCUUCCUGCAGCUGCCCAGCUACGAGGAGGUCAAGUAUCUGCCCACCUACGAGGAGUCCAUGCGGCUUCAGCAGCUCAGCCCCGGGGAGGUCGUGCUGCCAGUGUCAGUGCUCGGCCGCCCGCGAGGCGGGGUCGCCGCGGAGCCCGACGGCGGCGAGGGCCGCUUCCCCCUUAUCUGAGCGCUCGGGGAUCGGCGGCUGGUGCAGGGCUGGGGGCUACGGGUGGCACGCAACGGCCGGGGUGCCGCUGCCAACUGCCUCAGACCUUAUCUGGCACCCUGGCCUAACUGCCUGGCAUCCCGCAACCGGGUUGGGGUCACUCGUCUCCCUCGCGUUCUCCCGGGAUCUUAUGUUUCUCUGCGUUUCAUUCCGUUCAAAGAAACGUGGGGCACGUGUGGCGGGUGCGGCUGCAGCAGGCGACCCUCGAGCGCACCUUCGAAGGACGUACCCGCCCUCUGCCUUGCCUCGUAUUGUGGUUCACUCGUUAAGUGCCUGCUUCCCCAGUCAAAGAGAACAUGUGAGCCCUUUGGUGCGUCGAGAGAAGGGCGGUCUUCUUUAGGGCUGAGGAGAAAGGAGUGCAGUUCCUCUCCUUUCCCUACCUGCCACCUGGACAGGUCACGGUCUCCCAGGGUGGGCAGAGGGCGAGGAGCUGUUGAGGACCAGCCGCGACCGGGGACUGCUGCACGUGGGUGUGGGAGAGCGCCACUUAGGUAUGGUGGAAUCGCUUUUGUGCGGCAGACCCCCAAAAAAUCCCUCAGUGUCUUCUUGAUCGAGCAAAUAGUCACAGCUGGUGUUUCACAAUUAGGUGGAGUGCGGGGAGUGGGCUGUGGGGGACACCUGUGAUACAAGGUUAGUUGCUGUACCUACUCAGGGCACAGCAACCAUGUGUAUCCAUUCGACUGGACUUUUGAUUGUUCAAUAACUGAGAAGGUAUUUAUAUUUAUUUGUCUUUUAUUCUAAUAUUUUUACCAUGCAUUGAACGCAACAGGAGGGUAUUUCAGCAAAUUCAUGACAAGGUAAUCGUCUUAUCACUUUUUGUAGGCCAUUAAUGGUCAGGAAAUUGCCCAUACUCUGUCAUUAUUGUUUAAUAAUUCAUGAAAUUAUUUCAUUAAAAAAGAAAAACAGAGGUAUGGUCAAACGAGGAAGCAUAUGUGACCUACAAACAUUGAAGGAUAUCUUAUUUUCACUAUUUGAGAAGAAUAUAUUUUAUUUUUAGUACUGUGGCAUAAUAUAUAACUUUUUAUAAUAACUGUAUGCAUUAUGUAGUAUAGCUCUUAAUUGUAUCAUUCAUCACAUAAUUAUAUGUAAAAAUAAUUGACAUGUAUAUGCCAUACCAUGAAGCGUAUGAUGUGCACUUUCUCCUCCAUUUUUCAUUUGGAAUACAUUGCACAACAUGAUCCAAAACAUAAGAACUUGUGACUUGUAACUUUUGUUUAAAGCCAUUAAUUGUGCGGUAAUGUGCUACAGAAGGAUUCAGUCAGCUUCUUUUAAGAAACAAGUGUCAUUGUAUCAGUUUCCUGUUCUGUGACACGCCCUUUAAAAGUAAAAGAUAAUAUAACAUAUUUUAAUACAUUGUGUGUAAUGUACAUAUGCAUAUUGUCUAUGUACUAUAUACACAUUGUUUAUAAUAGUGUUAAUACAGUUUGUCAUUCUCCUGAAAGGAGAAGGAAAUACAAAAAGUUUCUCUGCUUGGGAAAAGGUGAAUGUUGUUAUAUCAAGAAUGAUUACACACAUGGAUCUCAUACAUGUUUUUAGAACAUUGUUCUUCUGAUUGAAGAAGUCUGCCACUCCUGAAAAAUUUUAAAAUAUCUGACUUGUAUUAGAAGAAAAUUAUUUGAUUAAACUUUUAAAGGCUGGUUGAAAAAGUCUGACAGUUCUGAGAAAUUUUUAAAUGUCUGAAUUGUAAUAAAAGAGGAUGAUUUACUUUAAACUUCUAAAAACUAAUGACCUUGUGACUAAAGAAAAAUCAUUUGAAGUGUAUUAAAACAUAGCAAAACA